Piliocolobus tephrosceles (Ugandan red Colobus) is the source of this 6281-nucleotide messenger RNA. Its product is annotated as translation initiation factor IF-2-like. NCBI's taxonomy places the organism in Eukaryota, Metazoa, Chordata, Mammalia, Primates, Cercopithecidae. The transcript is spliced from 3 exons. The record is from RefSeq and is a predicted model, not a curated record. Bases 430 to 1392 code for a protein of 320 amino acids.
UACAGUAAGUGGCUAUUUUUUUUCCUCCUCUGAUUCUUCCCCCCUCCCCCAUCCCCUUCUCCCCUUAUUUAGAUUAAAAUCCCUCCUCACCCGAUCUCCCGAGAGGGGCAAAAGCAACAACCAGCAAACAAACCCCAAACCCCAAUCGGCUGCACGGAAAACAGCUGGAAGAGGAGCGAAGGAAAUCGACGCGUCGUGUUCUGUGUGUGUGCGUGUGUGUGUGUGUGUACAUACAACCGUCCCCGGCUCCAGGCUCCCGGGCCGACACCCCCACUCUGGGCGCAGGGGCGGCCGGCGAGGGGGCUGUCAGGGGCUGGGUGGGCGCCCGCCAGGCUAGGGGGCGCGCCCGGGCGGGGGGCGCGGGCGGGGAGAGCGGCGGAGGGGCCCCGCUCCCCCCGGCUGCUGGUCCGGUCGCGAGUGCGGAGAGCUAUGUCCUCCUCCCUCCGGGUGGCGCAGGGGGGAGGUGGCGGCGGCCGGGGUGGGGGGGUGGUCCCUUUCCCGGCCGCCCUCUUCCCAUUCCUCCUCCCCGGAGAGGGCGGUGAGAGAGAGAGGGUCUCGGGGAGGGCUGGACUUCCCCGCGGGUGGUCGCCCGGCCUCGGCGCCCCGGGGCGGGGGUCUCCUCUCGGAGGGCCGGUGUCGCCGGGUGUGCGGCUGCGGGCGGGGAAAGGACUGCUCCUGCAGCCUGGCCGGGACUUUGCGCGCGGCCGGGUGCCAGGCGGGGGGCGCGGAGGGGUGGCCGCGGGGGUAGCGGGUAUGCGGGUGCCUGGAGAGCGGCUGGCUGGAGAGCGGCUGGAGUGGCGGCGGCCCUGGCCGCCGCCGCCACCGCCGCCCUGCUGGUGCGGCCGCUUCCUGAUCAUGUGCAGCGGCAGCCGCCGCCCGGAGCCGGGAGCCCGCGAGCGCCCCAGUCCGGGCCGGCGCCCCCGCCAGCACCCGCGGCAGGAGCCGAGAAGCCGCGGCAGGGGCUGCCCUGAGCCGGGAGUGAACGGCUGCGCGGCUGCUGGGAGGGUGAAUGAAGCCAGGAGGAGGGGAAGGAGGAGGAGGCGGCGGCGGCGGCGGAGGAGGCGCUGCGGGAUUGGGAUGCGCCCUGGAGCCCCACUGCUCGUUCACUCUGGGCCGGGCCGGAGACUCUGCCACUCCCGGGGCCGCCGCCGCCGCCUCCUACGUGGUUCCAGUGCUGCGCGCAGGCCGGUCCCGCAGGGGGCAGGGAAGGGGGCCGGACGGGCGGAGCGAGAGGAGCAUCGUGCAUCAAGUCACCAGGGUGGUCCAUUCAAGCUGCAGAUUUAUUUGUCAUCCUUGUACAACAGUCUCCUUCUCCACUGCCACUACAGGGAAGUGCAUCACAUGUCAGGUCACAGAACAGAAAGUGCUGGUGGACAUCUCUUCUUGCCCUAAGAUCUUCGUUGGAAGUCCCCGGGACUUGGUGUCUUUGCCGUUCAAAGUGUUUAUGAACUUGCCAGGAGGCAUAAUGUGUCACCAUUUUAUUCUGGGCCACCCUAAAGGAUGACACCCAGCUUCAGAGACCUCCUCUUGGACGACAUCCCUGAGAACCAAUGUUUUAGCUGUCCCAUAGUCUGACGUCGGUUUCCGACUGCUUUUGAGCUGGCGCAGGCUUAGUCAUUAAUGGCCAGGAUGAUGUUAAAUGUUCUGCCUGAUUGGCUUGCAGCUACACACCUUUUGUCAUUUGUAGAGCAGCAACUCCCUCUUGAGCUCUUGGGGAGUCUUUACACAAAUACACUAGAAAAAAGGCACCCAUCCAUUUUUUUCCAUCUUGGCAUUAGCUCACAGGCAUAGUCCUGGGAUGACCUGGAGUAGAGGCAGUGGAGGAUAAAUUCAUCUUGCACAGACUUGUUUGUGCUAGUUCUAGCCUGUCUCUCGCCACAGAUCUAGCUUUUAAAUACUCAAGUGAUUGGUUUUGUGUAGGAAUGUGUGGAUUGUUGGAUUGGAAGAAUUUUCUCCCUGGAUUUCGAGUGUUUACAUAAGCAGAUAUAAAAAAAUUUGAUCACUGAUUUAAAUAGCAGGGCUUAUUUUAAGAAGUUAUGGGUGUUUCAAGGUGGUGCAGAAUAAAAAUGUCAGUUUUUUUUUUAUACAAGUCAUAACACAACCAAAAGGUAUAUAUUAAUGUUUUGUCAGGAAAGGGUCAAAAUGGAAAAUUUGCAACAAAGACAAACUAGAAUAGAACAAGUGCAAACAGAAGCUGACAAAUAUAUGCCCCUCGUUGGGAGUUCAGCCCAUGGAAUGUUAUGUAGGACAAAAGGAAUGGAAGAGAUAUUUCAGUAACAUUUUGUUCUCUGUCAAAAACCUUCUGAAAUAUAAAUCUGCUGUGUAUUGGAGAAUGGAUACAGCAAUUGAUUCAAGUUGAAUAGCUUUCAUUUAACUAGAAUAUCCCACAGAAAGCAGUUCUUGUUCUGACAACCAUAUUUUUGCUUUCUUUCACUUAAAGAAAAUAGAAUUCAUGUUUACAUAUCUUAUAGGGUUGUUUUAUGGACAAAGACAGGUCAAACCCCAUCACACUGGCUAGUGUUACAACAAAUAGAAAUAUUUCUAAAUGAAAUAACGUUUCUAAGCAGGGCCAGUGCCUGCAGUAAUAAUACUAGGUUGGUAUUAUGAAGCCAUUUGCAACUAUAAAUAAUUCAGUCAUAGAUGUGCUUUUUUUAAAAUCCUGGUUUUUUAAAAUUCUAGUCUUUUGCCAGUACACACACCCAUACACAUACUUCACCUAUUUGCAUAAUAGAGGAGGCAUAUGAAUAUGUAUAUAAUAAAGUCACUUUAUUUUGGACUUUCUGAAGCAGAUUACCUUUUUUCUUCUCCUCAUGAUGGCUCCCUGAGUUGCUUCCAAUUGUUGAAAUUCCAUAAUUACCCACAGAUACGGAUGUGCUCUUCUAAGGGUCUUACCAUGUCAACCAACCCGGCUGAAAGCUAAUAGCCAGUGUUAGCGGUUGAAGGAACUGAGCUUUAGAAUUGAGAGACCCCAGCAAAGGAAGUUCUGUUUUUAUUCUCCAUUUCUACACUCCUCAAGGAGAAAUUAGGUGUUUAUUAUUUUGUUUUGUUUUUUAAAUUCCCAGAUCAUUCUGGCAUUGGUCCUGGAUCCGCAGCAAAUGUAAUUUUUAGCAACAUCUAUUACUCCUGAAAUAUUUUGGCUGUUUGUGGCCCGUAUGAUUCAGUAGACUCUGAGGUUUUCCAAGUACAUUAAGGACUUAAAUACAGAAUGUCUUAAAAUUUUAGGGUUAUUGAUCAAGAGAAAGCUUCUCUAGGAAUAAAGUUCUGUUAGGUUUUAGCCCUAUUCUGCUUUCAAAAUUCUUAACUGGAUGCCUUCUAUUUUGCUUUCUUUCUGUGUUUAUACUAAUUUACUACUUGGGUUUAUCGUUUUCUUACUUAGAAACUACUUUUUUUUUUUUUUUUUGUAAAUGCAUAGCCCUUAAAAAUAUAAAACAGUUCCAAACAGUUCCAACCUGUUCAUUCUUUAUAUCUUGACCAUCUUUUCUGUCUUAUUGCUGAACCAUCGCUUCUCUUUCUACUUCUCUUCUGGGAUUUCAUCUUGCUCAGCUAAAAUUCUGGUGUGUGAUUCUGAAUAUUAUGGCUUGAGUUUCCUGACCAGCGUCUUGCAUCUGAGUCCAUUUCCUGUGCUUAUGGCUGCUGGCAUUCCAUUCACUGCUCCUGGUCAAAACUGAAACUUCUCCUGCUAAUGAGAUUAGGCCUUACAACACUAUUAAUUUCUUCAUCUCUAUUUCUUGCUCCAUUGCCAUUUCUCAGAGAUGAAAAUCUAUUUGUCAUUAAGAGAUUCAUUUUGGCGUCACUUACUAAAGUUCCCUUGGAUUUUUCUGUUCUGCAUACACCCUACAGCUUCAAACUGCAACAGUCAUCAACUGGUCUUUGACAAAUUAGUUGUCUCUACACAUGGUUUACAAUAUUACACUAGCUGUUUAAAAAUAAUUAAGCUUCUCUCUGUGUUCUUUGCUUUGGGUCAGGAACUUUACUUCCUUUGCCGUGCAACGCAGAAGUUAAUCACAAAUGGGUCCUGUGAACCAAAUAAUUAAAAAUAGAGCAAAGUUUCUGAACCAGGCGGUUGGCAGAAACGUCUGUACUUCCAUCUGUGCAUGGUUAGGAAAAUAUUUCAUGAUAUUUAAAUAGCAUCAGCUUUGCUCUCUUUUGUGUGAGAGUGUGUCUGUGUGUCUAUGCGUAAUUCAUUGCUUUGAAGGUUUGUUUGACUGUUAGAUAAUCGUAUAAAAAAAGUUACUGGCAAGGAAACAGGAAAGCAAAUCCAGGUGUUUUGUGCAUACAUUCUUUAUUUACCAGUCUCUGUGAAGGAGCAAUGAUCUUGCUUUUGCUUUUCUCUGUAACUGAAAGUUUUUGCUUUGUUAUGUGCUGCAGAAAACUAAGUAACAUUGCAUUUUGACUUAGAAAUCUUUAUGUCUCUUGAUUUUCCACUUACAAAUAAUCUUUGCUAAUGGUGUGGGGAGCUGUUCUUACGUAUCCAAAAUGCUAGUGAAUCUAUGUUGGUUUGGAGUGUGGCAGAUUAGGCAUUUCUGCUCUCUGGAAAGGGGAUUUAUGUCUAGAAUAUGCAUCAAAUUCACAAACGCUUUGUGAUAUAAGUGCAGACACAUGAGUGACUGGUUUUGACAGGAAUUUAAUCCUUCAAUUGGAUUUCCCUUUGUUCUUGUGAGUAAUCAGUAUCUCAUAAAAUAUAUUCAGUUUUGGCUAAUUGUACAGCUAUGAUAUAACUUUAAGUUUCUAAGAUGUAAAUUACUAUGUGAUAUAAAGAUAAUUCCCUUCUAGUAUUUUUCUUUUGUAACAGCCUCUUUUUACUCCUGAAAAGCUCUCUAUUUUAAGGUUGAUUUCAUUGUGCUAGGAGAACUGUUGUGUUAGAUAACAACUAAUGCCCAAUAAAUACACUGAAGGGAGAUUAGGAACUAUUAAAGAAAAAACACAAAAGAAAUGUCUUAAUUUCAUUCUUGCGGAACAUAUAUAUUUCCCAAAGUUGUCAGUUUCUUUAUGUUUCUAAAAUCUUACCAGGGAGGCAUAUUCUUAAUACUUUGAUAAUAGAAUUAAACAUUGAAAUGUAGAUUGAACAUGCUCACAUUAACUGAAAUUAAGGAAAGAGGAAUACAUUUCAUUAUUAAUGUAUCAGUGAAUUCUGGAGUUUAGCUAUGAACCGGAGUCAACUAUAAUCAGUAACAGUUUGAUUAUUUAGGCAGUUUGUCAUUCAUGAAAUUUAAAUCAGAAGGGUCUUUAAACAUCUUUUUGUCUAAUCUCAUUUUGCAUUCAAUUUAAUUCUAUUUUUUCUCAGCCUACUAUGUGCAGAGUCCUAUGCUAGCAGGGAAAAAUAAUGCUGAAUAAGUUGUGGCCCAUGGUUUCAAACAAAUUAAUUUUUGAUGACUCUUUGAUGUUUUUUUCUGUAUUAUUUGAUGGACAGCUUUUUGUUUGUUUGUUUUUUGAGAUGGAGUCUUGCACUGUUGCCUGGGCUGGAGUGCAGUGGCACAAUCUCAGCUCACUGCAACCUUUUAAAAAGAGCUAAGUGGAUGUUCCUAAUGAUUGUUCUUCAUCAGUGUAAGAUAUUAGGACUUAAUGUAUUUUGUGAACUCUGAGUACACCUACAGGUGAGUGGCAGAUAUCUUCAUACUUUCAAUUACUGCUGGAGUUUGUCUGUACCCCAAGACAGAAUUUUGGUCUUCUCUUAUAUAUAGCAGUUAAAUCACUAAUAUUAAUGAGACUUCCCUGAAAGGGUGCCUGGAUAUUCAGAUUCUUCAUACUUUUCUUAUAAACCAUUAGAUUUGUUUCCCCUAUUCAUUUGGGCAUCUUCUAGUGACAUAUGGAGUGUCUCUUAAAAAAGAGGAACUUGAUUGCUGAUAGUUUUAUUCAAUAAAUCAUUGUUAAUACAUAUUUAUUUGUGAUCAAAAACAUAAGGAGGGAGUGUACACACUCAAAAAAGGUCACAAUGCAGCGAGUCUGUUCUUUUAACAAUAAUAAUGGCUGGCUGGCAUACUGAGGAUUUAGGAUGUGUCAGUCACGGUACUAAUCACUUAAUCCUCACAGUCAACCUACAUAGGUCAUUAUUAUCUCCACCUUACAGAUAAGGUAACCAGGUUAGUAGCUUGCCCAAGGUCACAGAGCUAGUAAGUGCUGGGAGUGGGAUCCAGUGCAUGCCAUUUUAACCUUGGACCCUGUGCUUUUAACUAAUGAUACUCUAUUGCCUACCACCUGUGUCAUCAUAGAACUUGCACAGUUGUGUUCAAAAAUCAUUUUUACUAAAUAUAAAAUAAAAUAUGGUAAAAUAAAAAUACAAA